GUAUCUUGUACGUUAUAUACCCCUAUCCUUGGACCUUCGGGUCCUAACAAUAUGAGAGAUUCCUCAGAGUUGGUUCUCGCACCGCUGCGGCGACUGUAGAUCUUGAGAAUCUACAUGGAGAAGAUGGUUAUGCGCCACAAGGUCAAUUCAGAUCAUGGGCAACAUCUGCCAAACUCAAGGAGGUUCCCGACCUCACCAGAUCGUGGAUCCUCCCAGAAUCUCACGAGGUUAUGGGAGUGUGCGUGAUAUACAUGAACCAGGCGAGGAUCAGAAGGGAGCGGAGACGAACUUUACCACCUGCGUUCGUCGCCAGUUUGAUCGUCAAACCAAAGUCAAAUUAACGAAACCCUAGAUCUGUCUCAGAUUUAAUAACAAGCACAAGUUUUUACAUGGGAGCACACCCCCUAGGGCGUAAUGAGACCCGGAGAACGAGAGGUAUAAAAACCCAACAGGAUACUCACAAAGAGUACCACUGCUCAGUGCUCUCCAUCCCAUACUUUUCACCCCCCAUUCAAUGGCAUUUACCUCCAUCUACUCAUGGUCUAUUGACCAUAUCAAACACGUCUUCGAAGCCAAGUCGGAAGACGAGUGUCUAAGAGCGAUCGAAGACACUUUCUCUCAUCACAUCGACGUCUCCGUCAAUGGAAAAGAGCUGUCCAGGAUAGAGCUUCAAAAAUUUGUUCUGACGAUGGUGAAGACGUCAGGCUUCCGCUUGAACGUCUCAUGGCAGAAUGCCGUGGAAGUUCCACGAGAUGCAUCGAAUCGAGAUGGUGCUCUUGGUGGAUACUAUAUCAUCCGCAACGUCCGAAAACCUGGACCAGGAGUUACGCCUUCUGCCCGCUAUGAGCGACAUAAGUUUGUCAACGUCGUCAUCGAGUCUGAGUCUGCGAAUGACAGAAUCGAUAGUCGACGAAUUGUCAAACUCUCGCUGACAGCAAUGGAUAAACCUGUUUCUUAACAUACCCUUCUCGUCAGCCUUUCGGUCCGCAAGCGUCCUGAACUUUACCUUAUCGUCGUACCUAUUCAUCCCAACAUACCCUUCUCAUCACCACCUUACGAUCUUACGUUACUUCACUUCCUCUUUCAUGCAGUGAUGCCAACCGUCAUUGGCGCAUCCAUUUCUAUUUGGGCUCGGCUGGUUCCUUGUCUUCAUUCAAAAAGAGAGUUUCCGAUAAACUUCUGCAUCAGUUCCGAUGGAUAGCACCAGCCCAUAGGGAUUGCAAACUUUGCACGCAUUUAGUAUAGCACAUGACAACGAUAGAAAUAGACUCGCGUACUUCUCCUUAC
Molecule: messenger RNA, 1287 nt
Organism: Somion occarium
Lineage: Eukaryota; Fungi; Basidiomycota; Agaricomycetes; Polyporales; Cerrenaceae
Source: the annotation of a GenBank genome assembly